Molecule: messenger RNA, 2576 nt
Organism: Eurypyga helias (sunbittern)
Lineage: Eukaryota; Metazoa; Chordata; Aves; Eurypygiformes; Eurypygidae
Product: sarcoplasmic/endoplasmic reticulum calcium ATPase 3
Exons: 18
Biological process (GO): calcium ion transmembrane transport; intracellular calcium ion homeostasis
Cellular component (GO): membrane
Molecular function (GO): ATP hydrolysis activity; P-type calcium transporter activity; ATP binding
Source: RefSeq, a predicted model, not a curated record
UUGGUGACAAGGUGCCAGCAGACAUCCGGAUCAUCGAAAUCCGGUCCACCACCCUGCGUGUUGACCAGUCCAUCCUCACAGGCGAGUCUGUGUCAGUGAUCAAACAUGCUGACCCCGUCCCCGACCCCCGGGCUGUCAACCAGGACAAGAAGAACAUGCUUUUCUCCGGCACCAACAUCGCAGCUGGGAAGGCCGUAGGGGUUGUCAUUGCGACAGGGGUGUACACAGAGAUCGGGAAGAUCCGAAACCAGAUGGUAGAGACCGAGCCCGAGAAGACCCCCUUGCAGCAGAAGCUGGACGAGUUCAGCCAGCAGCUCUCCAAAGUGAUCUUCCUGGUGUGCAUCGCCGUCUGGGUGAUCAACGUCAGCCACUUCAGCGACCCUGUCCACGGGGGCUCCUGGUUUCGGGGGGCCAUCUACUAUUUCAAGAUUUCGGUGGCGUUGGCGGUGGCUGCCAUUCCCGAGGGCCUCCCGGCCGUCAUCACCACCUGCCUGGCGCUGGGCACGCGCCGCAUGGCCAAGAAGAACGCCAUCGUCCGGAGCCUGCCCUCGGUGGAGGCCCUGGGCUGCACCUCUGUCAUCUGCUCCGACAAGACCGGCACCCUCACCACCAACCAGAUGUCCGUCUGCAGGAUGUUCAUUAUGGAGAAGGUGGAGGGCACCCAGUGCAGCCUGCACGAGUUCAGCAUCACCGGCUCCACCUACGCCCCUGAGGGACAGAUCCUGAAGGACGAGCAGCCGGUGCAGUGCGGGCAGUACGACGGGCUGGUGGAGCUGGCCACCAUCUGCGCCCUCUGCAACGACUCCUCGCUGGACUACAACGAGUCCAAAAAAGUCUACGAAAAGGUGGGAGAAGCCACUGAAACAGCCCUGACGUGUCUGGUGGAGAAGAUGAACGUCUUCAACACCGACACCAGCAAACUCUCCAAGGUGGAGCGAGCCAACGCCUGCAAUUCAGUGAUCAAGCAGCUGAUGAGGAAGGAUUGCACCCUGGAGUUCUCCCGCGACCGCAAGUCCAUGUCUGUGUACUGCACGCCCACCGGCCCCGGCCACAACUCUGCCAGCAGCAAGAUGUUUGUCAAGGGUGCCCCAGAAAGUGUGAUCGAGCGCUGCACCCACGUCCGCGUGGGCACUGCCAGGGUCCUGCUGACAGCCCCGGUGCGGGAGAAGAUCCUGGGUAGGAUCCGGGACUGGGGCAUGGGCAUCGACACGCUGCGCUGCCUGGCCCUGGCCACCCAUGACGCACCCGUCCGCAGGGAGACCAUGCAGCUGCAAGACUCUGCCGCCUUCGUCCACUAUGAGAACAACCUGACCUUCGUGGGCUGCGUGGGGAUGCUGGACCCUCCCCGCAAGGAGGUCACCUCCUCCAUCGAGAUGUGCCGCAAGGCCGGCAUCCGCGUCAUCAUGAUCACCGGUGACAACAAAGGCACGGCGGGGGCCAUCUGCCGCCGGAACGGCCGUGAUGCCCGCUGCUUUGCCCGUGUGGAGCCAGCACACAAGUCCCGCAUCGUCGAGUACCUCCAGUCCUUCCACGAGAUCACCGCCAUGACGGGCGAUGGUGUCAACGACGCCCCGGCGCUGAAGAAAGCAGAGAUCGGCAUCGCCAUGGGGUCAGGCACGGCCGUCGCCAAGUCGGCUGCCGAGAUGGUGCUCUCCGAUGACAACUUCUCCACCAUUGUGUCGGCCGUCGAGGAGGGCAGGGCCAUUUACAACAAUAUGAAGCAGUUCAUCCGCUACCUCAUCUCCUCCAAUGUCGGGGAGGUCGUUUGCAUCUUCCUGACAGCCAUCCUGGGCUUGCCUGAGGCCCUCAUCCCUGUGCAGCUGCUGUGGGUGAACCUGGUGACGGACGGACUGCCAGCCACCGCGCUGGGCUUCAACCCUCCCGACCUGGACAUCAUGGACAAGCUGCCCCGCAACCCCAAGGAGCCCCUCAUUAGCGGCUGGCUCUUCUUCCGCUACCUGGCCAUCGGAGUGUAUGUGGGCCUGGCCACGGUGGGCGCAGCGACCUGGUGGUUCCUGUACGACGCCGAGGGACCUCAGGUCUCCUUCCAUCAGCUGAGGAACUUCAUGAGGUGCACUGAGGACAACCCCAUCUUUCAAGGAAUUGACUGCGAGAUCUUCGAGUCCCGAUACCCAACCACGAUGGCUCUCUCCGUGCUGGUGACAAUCGAAAUGUGCAAUGCUUUGAACAGUGUCUCUGAGAACCAGUCGCUGCUACGGAUGCCUCCAUGGCUCAACAUCUGGCUGCUGGGGGCCAUCAUCGUGUCCAUGGCUCUGCACUUCCUCAUCCUCUACGUCAAGCCCAUGCCUAUCAUCUUCCAGGUGACCCCCCUGAGCUGGCCACAGUGGGUGGUUGUAAUGAAAAUCUCCCUGCCCGUUAUCCUGCUGGACGAAGGACUCAAGUACCUUUCCCGCAACCACCUGGACGGCAUUCUCAGGACAGUAAGACACACGUGGAGCGGGGAGCACCAGUUGAAAACCUGCAGGACUCCAGAGCAAGGGAGAAGAGGGCAAGAAAUGAAUGACACGAAGGAAACGCUCCUAACUAAAGGAUCCCUAAGCUGUAACUCAGACUGA